Molecule: messenger RNA, 2817 nt
Organism: Epinephelus moara (kelp grouper)
Lineage: Eukaryota; Metazoa; Chordata; Actinopteri; Perciformes; Serranidae
Product: early growth response protein 2b-like
Exons: 2
Coding region: 51-1280 (409 amino acids)
Biological process (GO): regulation of transcription by RNA polymerase II
Molecular function (GO): RNA polymerase II cis-regulatory region sequence-specific DNA binding; DNA-binding transcription factor activity, RNA polymerase II-specific
Source: RefSeq, a predicted model, not a curated record
GGACUUGAAUAUAUAAUCAGCUUAAAUCUGAUCUUCAUCUCAAAGACAGGAUGACAGCUAAAAUAGCGGAUGAGGUUUCUGUGUCUCUCAGCAGCAUUGUAGACAGUAUUCCUAAAAAUGUGUACACAGCGGAGGGCGCGAUUGUUUUUAAAGAAGAGGCCGUAGGGGAGGAAGAGCACGGAGGGAAACCUGAUGAGAAUGGCAGCGGUGGUCUUCUGUUCGAGGGCAAAAGCGCACCUGAGCUAUCUCUCCACGGCGACUUGGCGCAGUGCGUGGCAACUUUACGCACGCACCCCGUGGCGUUCACCGGCAAGUUCUCGGUGGACUCCAGAGGCGUGGGGGGACCGUGGACACCGGGGGACGUCAUCAACGUGAUCAGCGCUGACAUCGCCACCCCAGGACCGGCCACGGUGUCUGGAUCGUUUUCAGGGUCACCCGAUAUUUACGCAGGAGGAGAAGGAGGGGGAGACGCAGCGGACGCGGGGGACGGCACCAUGGCGCACGGCCAGCCGGACAUCAGCCACAUGUACGCGCCUCCUCACCCUCAUUCCCACCAUCACCCAGCUCCUUCCUACUCAUGCAGUGGGGAUAUGUACCAGGAUCAGUCGGCAGGGGGGUACCUGGCGACGUCCACCUGCGCCGUGUCCUACCACCCACCUCCAUCCUACAACCCUGUGCCCAAACCGACCGUAGAAGGCGCCGCGCUGCUGUCUAUCAUGCCUGAGUACGGAGGUUUCUACCAGCAGAGCUGCCAGAGAGAUAUCCAGACGGCUUUCCCAGAGAGGAAAUCCCUCUCAUACCCGCUAGACUCCCUCAGGGUGCCUCCGCCUCUCACUCCUCUCAACACCAUCAGGAACUUUACGCUCGGUGCGCCCUCGCCGGCCGCCGAGGGUCCGAUGGCUGCCGCUUUCCCCAGCCACCAGAACCUCCCUCUCAGACCCAUCUUGAGACCCAGAAAGUACCCGAACCGGCCGAGCAAGACGCCCGUCCACCAGAGGCCGUACCCGUGCCCGGCUGAGAGCUGCGACCGCAGAUUCUCCAGGUCGGACGAGCUGAGCCGACACCUGCGCAUCCACACCGGGCACAAACCAUUCCAGUGCCGCAUCUGCAUGAGGAACUUCAGCCGCAGCGACCACCUCACCACCCACAUCCGCACGCACACCGGGGAAAAACCCUUCUCCUGCGACCAGUGUGGGCGGAAGUUCGCCCGGAGUGACGAGAGGAGGAGGCACAUGAAGAUCCAUCUCCGGCAGAAGGAGAAAAAGUCCUCUGCGUCCUAAUUCUCACUGCGCACUGCCCGAAGCUGCUGAAUGUAAACUUUCUGAAUCUGACCUGGAUCAGCUCCUGCCACAGUCUGUCUGCCAAAAGACCCCAAAUCUAUAUUCUGUAGUUUAUAUUGUUCUCACAAAAGAUGGGAAAACAUUUGGAAGCCAUAUCUUUAAAAACAACAGGGAGAAUCUGAGUUCUCAGUGAGGUGUUCAGUCAUUAUUUAUCACAUUAACUAAAACAUAACUCCUCAGUCAUCAGUCUGUGGUGCAGAUUAUAACCAGAAAUAUAACACAAAAGGAGCUGAACAUUCUGGGGUUAAAUUAUAUGAAAUGUAAAUGCAGUUUGGUUUACACUAAAGGCAGUAACAGCUGGUGUGCUAACGCUCUUUAAAACACAAUGUGCCCGACUGCUACAGCUUGCUUUAGUGCUCCGUGGCAAGGCAUUGUGUCUACUGUCUAUGCUUCAUAUUCUCAGGGAUUCAAUUACAAUUCAGGCUGCAAACGCGAAGCCAAAAUCCUGCAGGUCAGCUGAGUGACGCAGGAGGGGUUUUCCUGCUGCUGCACUGCCUCCAGCUGUCGGUGGGUUGGCUUCAUUUAACUGCAGUAAAAUGCACAAAAAACAGAAAAUAUACAGUCAUUGUGACGUCAGAGGGAGCUUUUGGACCCUUAUUUAAACUUUGUGCACCCAUUUCCCCCCAAAACACAGAGAGAUAGUUUCACUUUUCUACAAUUUGUCUUUUUGGUUCUGUGGUCAGGAAAAUGUAAUUUAAGCUUCAUCCCAUCUCUGAUCAUGUAAAUUUAAUUGUGAGCUGGGAAUCUUCACAUCCUCUCCUCCACUGUUAAAUGGUAGCUACAUCACAAAUGCUCAAAACCGUAACUGAAAUGAUAUCAUAUUAAAGUUAGAAGACGUUUUUACAUGAGACAGACACACGAAAUGGCACGAAAAUGUGUCGACAUUUUGAAAGUUUGAACAUAAAACAGAUGCCAAACAGAAAUUACAUUCACUAUUUUAGUCUGACUCUGCUGCACAGUAUUUAAAAUAUUAAGCUACUUGGAGUGAGGAAACAGAGAUGUCAGAGUGCACCCAAGAGAAACUGUGACAUCACAAAUCAGGGCGGGGCUAAAGUGGGAAACUCAGUGACAAUUUAAUUCGCUAGACGCAGCAAAAUGAAGCUUUUUUUUAACCUGGUUUUUGUAUCAUAUUAGAAAUGUCGAAACAAUGUUUAAUUUACCCGAUGAAGAAUGGGACUUUGGUUUAUACACAGCACAUGUUGGGACUUUAUGAGACUGUAGCCUGAUAAUCUGUUUACUUUUUGGGUUAGAUUUUUAUUUCUGGAUGCUUUCAGGUGUAUGCACAGACCUGUUGAUACUUGUAAAGAUCCAACCAGCAUUUCUACCUGAUGAAUGUGAGAUAAAGAGAGAAAGAGUCACUGGACAAAUAAAAGUUCUGUUUUUUGUGUUUUAUAAUUUUUAUGCAAACGAGUCAAGCACUAAAGCUUUUAUUCUGCUGGACUGAUGCUUCUUGUCAAUGCAAAUAAAUGUUGACUUG